AAUUAAAACACAAUUCGACGUUUCAAAACAGAAAAAAUAUGUCAAAUUUUAGUGCAUCGGGGAAGCCAGCUGACCGCGGUUAUUUUUUAUUCUUUUUGUUUACUUUACAAUAAAUUUAACAAGCACCAUGUCGUCGCCAACCAAAAGUUCGGAAUUGGAGCUCGGCGACACAGGAGAUAUAGACAUAACUCUACUGACUCUACGCAAACCGACAGAGUUGAAGAAAGUCAUAGAUUCCGUACCGAAACCAAUACGGGCUGUGCCGAAAAAUGGGCUCCCGUUGUGGUACAGACUCGGACUUGAAAGUAAGCUACCGGUUCCGAAGAUGCCAGAGGGAAAAAUAGUGUUUUCACGCGGCAAGAUUGGAGAAGAUGUGCGUCGUGUCGGACUCGGCAGCGACGCUCCACCUCCAACGUUCGAUUUAACGGACCCAUACUGCAACAACGUUUCAUACGACUAUGUGGCCCUGCACGACCCACACUUGGCCCAUCACUUUGCCCAGAAACAUGCGAGGAAUCGGAUGAAACUCCUGGGCUACUGCACGAAGGACGGUCGAGCGGUGUGCUCUCUGAAAGAAUUCAAUCAAUACAGAAAGUAUCUUUACAACCAGUUCAUGGAUAGAAUUCAUAUGGAGAUGAAGAAAAUAGAUGAGCGGGCCCGUGACGACCUGACGCUUAAGAAAGUGGAGGUGGACGUCCUUCGACGACUGCAGGUCUUCAUCAAAGCGGAACGUGCAAGAGAGCACAUGGAAAAGGUGGCGAAGGAGCAUGCUGACGAAUGGGCCGAGAAAAGGAGACUGGCAAAAGAACAAGAAAAAAAAAUACAAGAGAGGAUGAAGUAUCUGGCCGAAUUCAACGAGAAGCAGCGAAAAGAGCGCGCAUCCAAAGCGUGGCAGAAGCAAAAUCGCAUCAAACAGAGGGUACAGGCUGCGGCCGAGAUGGAGCUACGACGGAAAAUCACCAUGAUUCGACAGUGGAGGACCAAUGAAAGGAAACGGUUAAAUCGAUUGAAGCAGGACAGAGAAGCAAAACAAAAGUGGAAAGAAGAAGACGCGAACAAUAAAUGGAAGGCUCGUGUGGAAGCGCAGAACCAAAAAAUACAGGAAGAAGCUAUUCUAUUGAAACUAUACACUGAUGACAUGAACGCCGCUGCUAUGCGAAGGGCGAAGAGAGCAGAAAUCUACGCUUACAACACCGAUUUGGAACUCCAACGUCUACGAUUGGCGAAUUUCAAACUAAUGCACGGGGGCAACGUGAAGGCUGCAAAACUUGUGCGAAAAAUGGGAGUCGAGUUCGAAAAAUCUAAGCGAGGAGCAAAAGGCAUGUGUAUCGAGCUAGCGCAGCGGUUAGCCUCAGAAGCUAUGACGAUGGCGAUGUCAACGCAAGGGGAUGCGCUGAUGACCCUCGGUCAGGCUCGCACUAGGAUGGACAUUGAGACCAUACUGCCCAGUGCACCAGUGAAAUUAUUGGACGAGAUACUCGAGUCAGCAAUCAGGGAGUUCGCUCGGAGGCGCGUACAUUUACUGCUGCGUGGCAUUCAACGAAUGGUGCGAUCAAGGGCUGCGGUUGUCUUCUUCGAGAACAUACGACCGGCUCCUAAGAAACGGGCAUCAAAGCAGCCGCGGUGGGUUCACCAAGUAGCGUCUGAGCUGAGUAGACAAAUCGGCGGGACAGGUGGACGCAGUGGCUCCAUCGCCUUCGGUGAAGUAGAGAACAUUCCGCCCAUCACGAUCUCUGAGUUUGCGAUGAAAAGUGUUAAAGAUAGACCUCCUACACCUGUGCCAUCCAAAACGAAAUUGGCAGAGGUGACAUUCAUAGAUCGUCUUGAAGACUUACCAGACCCAAUCGCUCACGCGAGCUACUUACCUGAGAGAAAGAAACUGCUUGAGAUGGUGAAUGCUGCAGCGAGACAGAUCUCGCGUAUAGUUAAUCAGCGUGUGCACGAUGGCAUGGACGUUACGAUUGGCACAGUGACUCUACCACACAUGAGGCACCCCAUGGAAUGGGGCGAAGCAGUGGAGGCGCUGGCUUCAGCGGUCAUUGAUAACAGAGUGAACAAAGAUAAUGCGGAUAUUCGACGCGUAAGCGAGUUCCUGGUGCACCGGAUACUGAGGUCAUUGCUACUGGAAAUGAAGGAGGAGAAAAUGAAGAUGAAGCAAAGGACUUCGUCUGAAGAGAAAAAAGAUUUCUACGUUCCCAAUAAUGUUUCGGCCGGCUAGUUUUUCACUUUUCAGUAAUUACCUACUUAAUUGAAAUUUUUACGGCUAUCAAGCCUAACUAAAAGAUGUAGAGCAAAAUGCUCUUUUUAUACUGUCGUAAUUAUUAUUUAGUUAUCAAUUUACUUGAAUAUUCUUUGUAAAUUUAUUUUUGAUUUUAACGAAAAAGAUAUACUUAAGUACCUACUAUU
Messenger RNA from Maniola jurtina (meadow brown), 2406 nucleotides. RefSeq lists its product as uncharacterized. Lineage: Eukaryota; Metazoa; Arthropoda; Insecta; Lepidoptera; Nymphalidae. The record is from RefSeq and is a predicted model, not a curated record. Bases 128 to 2218 code for a protein of 696 amino acids. The transcript is spliced from 13 exons.